Molecule: messenger RNA, 1977 nt
Organism: Penicillium paradoxum
Lineage: Eukaryota; Fungi; Ascomycota; Eurotiomycetes; Eurotiales; Aspergillaceae
Exons: 6
Biological process (GO): intracellular transport
Cellular component (GO): cytoplasm; nuclear pore
Molecular function (GO): GTPase activator activity
Source: RefSeq, a predicted model, not a curated record
CCCUCGGUUCGCAAAUCCCAAGUCGCCUCUUCUGCUGUCGAUUCGGCUGGUCCCAAUCGAUCCGAUCUCUGCGGUUAUCGUGACCCUACAAGCUCCGGUUACCCCAACAACUUUACGAUAUCUGGAAUACUCUUCCUCGAAAUCAGCCAAGGACGCGACGUUAUGUCUUCGACUUCCGGGGAGCAGAUCCCCUCGGUGGGUGCUCUGGAAUCAGAGCAACAGAAAAUGGAUUCGAAAGCAGUGGCCGCGCAGUCGCCUCCCUCCGACAACGACGGCGGCGAACGCCCCGUGCGACAGCAGCUCAAGGAGACCAAUCUCAAUUCUGUGGGUCAAACCAACGGUUCUACCAAGGCGAGCCGCAAGCGCUCCCUCGAUAACACGGAUCAAGCGGCUGAUGCACGCCCAACCAAGCGAUCCCGAGAAUGCACCCCCGAUGACACCAAGAUUUCUCACAAGCCUUCCACCGAAGCAAACCCAACUCCCGCGGAUACCGCUCCCCAAGAUGUGAGUGCUUCUGAGCUGGACUCGGACCCUCCUACUCCUCCCCUGCCCACGGAACACAACUACCCUGGAGUGAAUGGAAAUGGUUUCUACCCCGGAAACCACAUCAUCACGGUCCAAAUGCCCUUGACCCUGGAUAUCAAGAUUGGGUUUGCCGGCACGGAGCAAACCCGGAAAGUGACAAUCCCUAUUUCGCUUGAGAUCAACAGCAAGACUGGCGAGGUUGAUUUAGCUUCGUCUAUUUCGGGUCCUGCCAUGAGCUAUUCUCAGAACAAUCAUAUCAAUGUUUCAAUUGACUCUUCUCCCCCUUCUUCCUUUGCCACCGGUUGUUCCUCUCAGGCGCCUCCUGUCCCGGAUUUCCUCAGGGAUUCAGAUUCUCCCAAGCCCACGGUUGAAACCCUUGAUUCUGACCACUCUCCAUCCCCACAGAACCUCGAGUCGAUCAACCACGGAAAUGAGGACGAUUCUUCCCAAGUCGUCAAGAAGAAGCGAAGCCGAGAGCAACUCGAAGACGGUGGCUCAAAUGAUUCCCACGCUGCAACUGAUCCCGCACCCAGCUUGACUGAAACGACUACCUCGAACGAAAAUUCUACUACUGAAGGACAACCUGAUAAGAAGAGACCCCGUGACAAUUCCGAGGAGCGCAAGGCCAAGGUUGACCAGACUUUCACCGCGAGUGCAUUCGGGAAGGCCUCUGCCGGCUCACCUUUUGCUCUAGGCGCCUCCAACUCUGCUGCUUCCCCUUUCGCAAUGCCCGCAAAGCCCUCCGCAUUUGGCGCUUCACCUUUUGCAACCAGCGGUGCCUCAACUACUGGUUUCGGAGCCCUUGGAUCUGGAUCUGGGUUUAGUGCCUUUGGCAGCGGUCUCUCUGGCUCUUCUGGUAAACUCACUAGUUUUGCGUCACCCAACGCGCCUGCUAGCUUCUCUGGAACAGCCGGUAAAUUGACCAGUUUCGCCUCAUCCAAUGCUCCUACUUCGUUUGGCGACUCCAAGGACAAGACCCUUGGUGCAGCUCAAUCUGACAAUGAAGAGAGCGACAACGAAGGAGAAGGUGAAGGCGAUGACACUUUCGUGGCUGAGAAGACUGACGAGCGGUUCCAUGAACAAACUAUUGAAACCGGCGAGGAAAAUGAGACCACUGAAUACUCAGCCAAGGGCAAGCUAUAUUACUUUGAUGAUAAGAAAUGGAAGGAACGCGGUGCCGGCACAUUCAAGGUCAACCUCAAGUCAGAAUCCGACGGAAAGAAAUCAGCCCGCAUGAUCAUGCGCGCCGACGGUGCUCAUCGGGUCAUGUUGAACAGUGCUAUCUGGGACACCAUGCCUUUCGGUGUCAAGGGUCAACGUCCUGCCACCAAGGACAUUUAUCUGGCCAGCAAGGAGGAUGAGAAGGUUUCCACCUUGCUUCUCCGGCUCGGCAGCAAUAAGCAGAGCAGUGAGCUCUACGAUGUUCUCGAAGACAUCGUGGAGCAGAUUUGA